This is a messenger RNA of Triticum aestivum (bread wheat), 841 nucleotides long. RefSeq names its product zinc finger protein ZAT8. The record is from RefSeq and is a predicted model, not a curated record. The transcript has a single exon. NCBI's taxonomy places the organism in Eukaryota, Viridiplantae, Streptophyta, Magnoliopsida, Poales, Poaceae. The coding region runs from base 135 to 548 and encodes 137 amino acids.
AGCAUCACAAGUUCGCAACAACAGGAACAAACAGCCACCUUCGCCGAUCAUACAUUUCCCGGCCGCAGUCUACACCUUCUCGCCGGUUGGCUUGGUUGAUCAGUAGUCGAUCCAUUACACCUCGGCGGACCUCCAUGACGAAGCACCAGAGAGCAUCGGCGGACCAGCUGGUGUCCCUCUCCCUCUCGCUCUCCCUCGGCGCCGUCGCCGACCGCAACACCAAGAGGACGCGCCGCGCCGCCGCCGCCGGCGGGGAGUUCAUGUGCAAGACGUGCGACCGCUCCUUCCCGACGUUCCAGGCGCUCGGCGGGCACCGCACCAGCCACCUCCGCGGCCGCAACGGCCUCGCGCUCGCCCUCGCCGGGGAUCAGCACUCCGCCAAGCCCAAGAAUACUACAGAGCAGAAGCAGGCGCACGAGUGCCACGUCUGCGGGCAAGGGUUCGAGAUGGGCCAGGCGCUCGGCGGCCACAUGCGCCGGCACCGCGAGCAGGAGGCCGCCGCCGCCGUGGCGCAGGCGCCGCCCGUUCUGCUCGAGCUGUUCGUCUAGAUUGAUGAUUGGCUAACGUUAUUAGUUCUACUAGUACAGAGUUCUGAUCAGGCUGUGUAGUGUGCGCGACUGAUUUGAAAGUUGUUCCACACUGGUAGCUAGGUACUGAUCGUGGUUCAUUCAUUCGUGUGUACUUUUGUGCACAUAUUGGUGACUUGUUCAUUCAUUCAUUGGUACAGAGAUUAUAUAUACAGGUUAGCUGAUUUGCUCGUCUCUUUUGCUCCAACUAGCUAGCCCGGUGUCCCAUUUUAACGGGGAGGACAAAUAUCUUCAAAUAUAUGUUCUUUUUGUUC